AUGCUGUUUUGGUUAAAAGAAGAAAUGGCCCCUCAGGAGUUCACACGGCGACUGGCCACAGUGAUCACUCAUGUCGAUGAAACUAUGCAGCAGGAAAUCAGGCCCUUGGUGGCAGUGGAUAUAAUUGAACAACUUCACAGACAAUUUGCCAUUCUUUCAGGAGGCCGAGGGAAAGAUGGUGCCCCCAUCAUCACUUUUCCAGAGUUUGUGGGGUUCAAGCACAUCCCAGAUGAAGACUUCCUGAAUGUCAUGACCUACCUAACUAGUGUCCCCAGUGUGGAGGCUGCCAGCAUCGGGUUCGUCAUUGUCAUCGACAGACGGAGGGACAAGUGGAGCUCCGUAAAAGCAUCCUUGACACGAAUAGCUGUAGCAUUUCCAGGAAACUUGCAGCUCAUAUUCAUUCUUCGUCCAUCUUGCUUUAUCCAGAGAACAUUGACUGACAUUGGCAUUAAGUACUAUAGAGGUGAAUUUAAAAUGAAAGUGCCGAUUGUUAUGUUAAACUCCAUUUCUGACCUUCAUGACUACAUUGACAAAAGCCAAUUGACAGAGGAUUUAGGGGGAACUUUGGAGUAUCGCCACAGUCAGUGGAUAAAUCAUCGAACCGCCAUUGAAAACUUUGCUCUGGCAUUGAAGACCACUGCCCAGAUGCUUCAGACUUUUGGGGACUGCCUGGCUACAACAGAGCUGCCCAGAAGCAUCCUUUCCACUGAAGACCUUCUCAUGUCCCACAUGAGGCAGCGUAACAAGUUGCAGGAUGAGCUAAAAUUACUUGGAAAGCAAGGGGCCACAUUGCUGUCAUGCAUGCAAGAACCAGCAACCAAAAGUCCCACCAGCAAACUCAGCCUCAAUGAAGUUGAGAAUGUAGCUACCGUGGAAAGGUUAUUAGUUCAGUUGGAUGAAACAGAAAAAGCCUUUAGUCAGUUCUGGUCUGAGCAUCACUUGAAGCUUAAUCAAUACCUACAACUACAGCACUUUGAACACAAUUUUUGUGAGGUUAAGCUAGCCCUGGACAACUUGUUGGCGGAGCAGGCAGAGUUUUCAGACAUCGGAGACAAUGUGGUGCAUGUGGAACAACUUCUUAAGGAACACAAAAAACUGGAAGGAGAAGGCCAGGAGUUCUUGGAAAAGGCCCAGCUGCUUGCAGUAAUUGGGGACCAGCUUAUCCAAAGCCACCAUUAUGCAGUGGACUCCAUCAGACCCAGGUGUGCGGAGCUCAGGCACCUUUGUGAUGACUUCAUCAAUGAAAACAAAAAGAAACAUGACAUAUUAGAAAAGUCCUUGGAGUUGCAUAGAAGGUUGGACAAGGUCAGCCAGUGGUGUGAAGCAGGAAUUUACCUCUUGGCUUCCCAAGCUGUAGACAAGUGCCAGUCCCGAGAGGGCGUUGACAUUGCUUUGAAUGACAUUGAGAUAUUCCUGGGCACAGCGAAGGAGUACCAGCUGCCCAGUUCCAAGGACUUUUACAACCAGUAUGAGCUGAUGCUCACUCUUGAUAUAAAGGCUAAAGCCCAGAAAGUUCUGCAGAAGCUGAGCGACGUGCAGGAAAUAUUUCACAAGAGACAAAUGAGUCUGAUGAAACUGGCAGCCAGACAGACUCGCCCAGUGCAACCCGUGGCCCCCCAUCCUGAGUCCUCCCCAAAAUGGGUGUCACCAAAAAUCAGCCAGCCCUCCACCUUGGUUCCUCAUCAGAAAACAUCUGAGGAACCUUAUGUGGAGACAGAUUUAAACUCAGAGGAAAAGGAAGAUGAUGAGACUAAAUCUGAAGUCAAGAAUGCAGAAAUACUUGAAAGCAGUCAUGAUGCGGAGAACCCUGAGCCAGAGCAGCCUGACAGUUCCAAAAAUCUUUCUCCCAGCAGGCAUAUUAUACGUGACUUGCUUGAGACUGAAGAGACUUAUAUAAAAGAGAUUAAGAACAUAAUUGAUGGAUAUAUCAUUCCAAUGGAUUUUAUUUGGCUGAAGCAUCUAAUUCCAGAUGUCCUGCAGAAUAACAAGGAGUUUCUCUUUGGGAACAUUAGAGAACUUUACGAAUUUCACAACAGGACUUUUCUAAAAGAAUUGGAAAAAUGCACUGAAAACCCUGAACUUCUGGCACGUUGCUUUCUCAAGAGAAAAGAAGAUCUUCAAAUAUAUUUAAAAUACCAUAAGAACCUGCCCCGAGCCAGGGCAAUCUGGCAAGAAUGUCAAGACUGCACCUACUUUGGGGUAUGCCAGCGUCAACUGGGUCACAAUCUCCCUCUUUUUACGUGUCUGAGAGAACCAAGUCAGAGACUUGUAAAGUACCAGAUGCUGUUGAAGAAUGCGCCAAAGAGGACCAAGGAUUCAGCCUUCUUAGCCGACCUACAACAGGCUUUGGCCAUGAUGGAGGAUUUGAUCAAGUCCUGUGAGUUGGCCAUGGAUCUGGCAGCAGUCACUGGAUGUCCGGAUGAUAUUGGAAAACUCGGCAAGUUGUUGAUGCAUGGUUCUUUCAACGUUUGGACAGUUCACAAAGAUCGUUAUAAGAUGAAGGAUUUAAUUCGAUUUAAGCCCAACCAGAGGCAAAUCUAUCUAUUUGAACGGGGAAUAGUGUUCUGUAAGAUACAGAUGGAGCCCAGUGACCAGGGCCUGUGCCCUCACUACAGCUUUAAGAAGUCUGUGAAGUUGAUGACACUUUCAAUUCGCCAACUUGGAAGGGGGAGCAACAGAAAGUUUGAAAUUGCCAACCAAAAUGGACUUGAAAAAUACAUCCUACAGGCAGCUUCAAAAGAAAUCAGAGAUUGUUGGUUUUCAGAAAUAAGUAAAUUAUUGAUGAAACAGCAAAACAAUAUUAAAGAAGUUUAUGAAGAUGAAGACAAUGGCAGACAAAUAUCCCCAAAACGUUGCUCAAGCAGGGAGUUUAUCUCCAUGGAAACUUCUGUCAAUUGUGAAGGUGCAGAAGAUUUGGAAAAGGAGAACAGUGCCCUGAGACUCUCGGGACUUUUUCGGUUGGACGACAGCCACGACGAGACCUCCAAGUCUGGUCAGCAGCAGGGAGAAAGCAUCCGGGGAGAGAGAGAGGGCUGCCAAGAGGAGGACACGGCCAUGAACAAAACUGAGGAGAGCCUUGGGAUGUCUACUGGCUUGCUCGCCCCUGUUGGGGAGGCCAGUUUCCCCCGAGCUGAGGCAUUGCGGGCCCAGGAAGGGAGCCUGAGGCCGCCCUCCGCGGAGAACUGA
Molecule: messenger RNA, 3186 nt
Organism: Rangifer tarandus platyrhynchus (Svalbard reindeer)
Lineage: Eukaryota; Metazoa; Chordata; Mammalia; Artiodactyla; Cervidae
Source: the annotation of a GenBank genome assembly